AUGGCACAAGAUUUGAGUUGGAUCCGUUCGGGAUUUGAACUCAGCAAACUCAAUUUUGCAUGGAAGAUUCAAGUGCCGUUUCUUAUUCGGACUGCAGAUGGGAAAGGCAAACGUGAAACGCAGUUCAGUGACGUCGAAUUUUAUGUCGGUGGCCGUGAAUUCCCUGCCCACAAGAACAUUUUGGCAUCAAGAAGCAAAUUUUUUGCGGCCAUGUUCGAAAAUCUAUCCAAAGAAAAGUUAACUGAUCAAAUUGAAAUUGAAUGUGUCAAACUGGAAGUGUUUCACCAACUUCUCCGCUUUAUCUACACGGGACGGUUGACUGCAACAACGAUAGAAGCUAUGGCCGCCGAUCUCUAUAUCGCUGCAAUUAAAUACCAGCUGGAUGAACUGAAAAAGAAAUAUGUGGAUCCAGAAGUUUUUGACCUAGUUCUCCACUUUAUCUGCAAGGGCCGAUUGACUGCAACAAUGAUGGAAGCUAUUGCUGCCCGUCUAUAUAUCGCUGCAGAGAAGUACUAG
Molecule: messenger RNA, 516 nt
Organism: Daphnia pulicaria
Lineage: Eukaryota; Metazoa; Arthropoda; Branchiopoda; Diplostraca; Daphniidae
Product: speckle-type POZ protein-like
Exons: 3
Coding region: 1-516 (171 amino acids)
Biological process (GO): regulation of proteolysis; proteasome-mediated ubiquitin-dependent protein catabolic process
Cellular component (GO): nucleus; cytoplasm
Molecular function (GO): ubiquitin protein ligase binding
Source: RefSeq, a predicted model, not a curated record